AUGCCCAGUGAAACACGUGCAGCCGCCUGGGCCUGCCGCCCAAGUGCCUCUGGGGUGGAAAGCUUUGCAGCCUUCCUCGCGCGGUUCUGGCCGAGGGCAAAGAACACCAGGAGAGCGCCUGGUGUGGCAGCCUCCGUGCAGACGCUGGAGAGGACCCUGCUGGUCUCUGCGGAAGGCAAAGGCCUUUCCCUCCAGGGUGCCUGCGAAGGCUCGCCACCCACCCGCUUGCCAGCUCGGAUCCGAGAAAUCAUCACCAAGAACCUGGCCGAAGCCCCGGAGGAGGAGAACCGCCUCUUGCAGCAGGAGCUGUCCCGGGUGGAGGACUUGCUGGCGCAGAGCCGCGCAGAGCGGGAUGAGUUGGCCAUCAAGUACAACGCCAUCAGCGAGAGGCUGGAGCAGGCCCUGCGCCUGGAGGCCGGGGAGCAGGAGGCGCUGGAGAGCCAGGGCUUGGCCCAGCACAACAUCGAGCUGCGCCGGCGGCUGGAGGAGGAGCAGGCGGCCUACAAGCGCAAGCUGCAGGCGUACCAGGAGGGGCAGCAGCGGCAGGCGCAGCUGGUGCAGAAGCUGCAGGGCAAGGUCCUUCAGUAUAAAAAGAAAUGUGCAGAGCUGGAGCAGCAGCUGGGGGAGAAAUCGGCGGAGCUGGAGCGGCAGGGCCUGGUGGCGAGCCGCCUGGCCAUCGCAGAGUCCCGCCUGCAUCGUGAGGAGGAUCGCGGCGGCAGCAGCAGCGACCUAGAAAACGCCCUUAUCCGUCUGGAGGAAGAGCAGCAAAGGAGUGCCAGCCUUGCCCAGGUGAAUGCCAUGCUGCGGGAGCAAGUGGAGCAGGCCAGCACAGCCAACCAAGCCCUGAGCGAAGACAUCCGGAGGCUGACAGCGGAUUGGUCGAAAGCCCGAGGGGAGCUGGAGCAGCGGGAGGGCGAGUGGCGCCGGGAAAAGGAGUCCUUCAACAUGUACUUUAGCAGUGAGCACAGCCGGCUGCUCACCCUUUGGCACCAGGUGGUGGGUUUCCGGAGACACUUCAGCGAGGCAAAGACCAUGACGGAGAGAGAUCUCCUGGAGCUGAGCGGCGAGCUGUCCCGGUCCAGCCACCUGGUGCACGCUGCCUGCCUGAACCUGAGCAGCAACCUCCGUCUGUCGGAGAGCAAUGCCGGCACGGCUCUGGAGCAGCAGGCCCUGCUGACGGCCCAGCUGGAGGAGCAGCUGAAGGACAAAGUCCGCGACAUGAUCCAGCUGCAGGUCCGGUGCGACGCAGAGAAGGCAGAGCUGAGCAGCAGAGUCCUUGAGGUCACGUCCAGCUUAGAGCGCCUGAAGGCCCAGAACGCUGAGAAGGCCAGUGCCAUAGAGGGGCUCACCCGGAAGCUGGAGGCCCAGGAAGCUGUGCGUGCCCAGGAGCAGGCCGCCGCGGAGGCCGGGGAGCUAGAAGCCUUGCGAAGUGAGUCGGCCGUGCUGCAGCAGACGUUGCGAGACCUGGCUCAGGCUGUCUUCUCCGAUACGGAUAGCGCCAUUCACUUCUCGUCCACUGACCGGGCGACCGAUGUCUCAGACAGCGACGCCACCGGGCUCAGCCUGCGAGCCUUGUCCAGCAGCCUCCGGACGCCAUCCCCACGGCGGCGAUCCUCCCCCCGACGUAGCCUCUCCCCGGUUUUCUCGGACUCCACGUUCAUGGCAGUGCGGUCUGCCUUCCACAAGCGCCAGCUGCAGCUGCAGGAGGCCCGUGGGAAGUACGAGGCCAGCCAAGAUCUGGUGGCCUCCUUGAAGAGGCAGCUGGCCAAGGGCGACCACGAACACCGUUCCCUUAAGCAGAAGGUCCUGCAGCUGAGAGACGAAGUGGACAGCGUGGCGCGGGCAAAGGAGGAUGCCCUGCGAGAUGCCAGCCGCUCCCAGGCAUCGGUGGAUCUUCUGGCCAGUGAGAAGACUAUCCUGGAGAAGGAGCUGCAGGCCCUGCAGCAGAAGUUUGAUGCCUGGAGGAAGGAAAAUGAGGAGUUGUUGCGGGCCGGCAGGGACCUUCAGUGCCGGUGUGAGGCCCUGGAGGCAGAGAAAGAGUCCCUCUUGGCGGAUCGGGAGCGAGGCCGGAAAGAGAGAGAGCGGGGGCACAAGCAGCUGGAGCACCUGGAGGGGCAGACGUCGGCCCUGAAGAAGGAGCUGGUCCUUCUCCGGGAGGCCCUCGGCCAAGUGGCCCUGGAGAAGGAGGUGGCCGAGAGUGAGAAGGCCCAGGGGGCUGAAGCCCUUGCCAAAGGGGUGUCGAGCCACGCUGAUCUGGAACGGACCCUGAACAGGCUGAGGUCGGAGGAGGCCUCUUUGCGGGACUCUCUCUCCAAGAUGAGUGCCCUGAACGAGGGGCUGGCCCAGGAUAAGAUGGAACUCCACCGCCUCGUCAUCGAGCUGGAAGCGGAGAAGGCGGCCCUCCUAGAGGCAAAGCAGGAAGCGGAGCAGGAGAAGGCCGCGCUUCGGCUGGAGCUGGUGCAGCUGGAGCAGGAGAAGCUGGACUUGGCUGCGGAGCACCAUGCCAUGGGGCAUGCGCUGCAGGCUGCGGAGCAGAGCAGGGAGCAGCUGGAGCGGGAGCUCUUGGCGCUGCAAGGGGAGCGGGAGCAGGCGCAGGGGCAGCUGAGCCAGCUUUCUCGCCAGAGGGAGUCUGCCAGCGAGGCACUGGGACAGGUGCGCAAGGAGCUGGAGCGCCACAGCGAGGCCCUGCUCAGGGCAGCCAAGGAGAAGGAGAGGCUGAUGAAGGAGGCGGCCAGCCUGGCGGUCCAGCUGGCCGCCUCGGAGCGGGACAACCGGGGGCUGGCGGAGGAGAUCGCUGGCCUCAGGGCAGAAAAAGACACCUUGGAGACGACCCUCUUUGACGUCCAGCACCGUCUGGCUCAGGUGGACGCCCGGAAGGAGCAGCUGGAGUCACAGAGCCAGGCCUUGCUUUUGGCCAAAGAAGCCCUGCAAGGGGAACUGAGCAGCGUCCGCAAGCAGAUGGAGGCCGAGGUGAGCCGGCUGGAGCGGGAGAGGCAGCUCCAAGCGCAGAAGUCGUCGCAGGCAGAGGAAGAGGCCCAAGCAGCCCUGAAGACCAGGCAGGCAGCACACGAAGAGGAUGUGGCCCACCUUCGGAGGGAGAAAGAGGCGCUGAGGAGGGAGCUGGAAGCCGAGCGGGAGGAGCUGCAGGGCCGCCUGACGCAGGAGCGGGAAGAGCUGCUGGCUCAGCACGAGGCCGAGAGGGAAGAGCUGAAUGAAGAGCUCACGGCGCUCCAGCAGGAGCGGGACGAGGGCCUCCUGCUGGCCGAGAACGAGAAGCAGCAGGCGCUCUCCCUCAAGGAAUCGGAGAAGGCUGCACUCCUGGAGAAGCUGUCGGGGGCCCAGCAGAGCCUGGCCAGCCUGAGCUUGGAGCUGAAUGGGCUCAAGCGAGAUGCCCAGAGCCGGCAGGAGCAAGAGCGGGCCACAGUCGCUGCCUUGAAUGCGGAGCUGCGGAACCUGCGCAGGCAGCUCGAAGACGUCGUGGCAGGCCACGAGCAGGAGGUGAAGGUGCUAGGCGACCAGGCCCGGGACCUGGGAAAGCAGAAGGAGUCUGCCCUCCGAGAGGUGGAGGAGCUGAGGACACAGCUGCGCCUGGUGGAGGACGCCCGGGACAUCCUCCGCCAGGACCUGCUGGAGGCUCAGCACCAGGUGCGUGAAGCCCAGGAAGAGCGGGAGACCCAGCGCAAGGAGGCCGUGGACCUGCGCCGGAGCCUGAGUGACGGAGCCAAGGAGAAGGAGGCCCUGCAGCAGUCCAACACAGAGCUGCGUGCCAGUGUGAAGCGUGCCGAGGGCGAUCGCAUCAGUUUGAAGCGUGCCAACGAAGAGAAGGAGCAGAAGGUAUCCAUCCUGGAAGAGGUGCGGGCCGCGGUGGGCAAGGAGGCGGCUGACCUGCGCAGCAGCCUCCAAGAGGUGGAGCGAUCACGCCUGGAGGCCCGGCGGGAGCUGCAGGAGCUGCGGCGGCAGGUCAAGAUGCUGGACAGCGAGAAGACCAAGAAGAGCCGGGAGGUGGCUGAGCUGCAGGCCCGCGUCGCUCGCGAUGAGCAGCGCGAGGAGGAGAGCAGACGGGAGUCCUUCAGCCUCAAGCAGAAGAUCGUGGCCAGUGAAGCCGGCAGAGAGUCAGCCAGGAAGGAGGUCCACAACCUGCAGCGGAAGGUGACAGACCUGGAGCGUGAAUUCCACCGGAGAGAGAGAGAAUUGCUGGCCAGUCUGGAGGAGGCACGGACCAGUGAGAGGAGGCUCGUCGACAACGGACACAACUUGGAGGUGAAGCUGGAGACUGCGCAGGCCGAGGCGGCGGCGUUGAGCCUACGCCUCAGUGCAGCUGAGGGGCGUGCCCAUGGCCUGGAGGCAGAGCUGUCCCGCGUGGAGACCCUGAAGCGAGACGUGGAGUUCAAGCUGAGCAGCCUCUACUCGUCUCUGAGGCGCACCGUGGGCAUUGGCCAGAGGGGCCGUGGCCCCAGCCCUGCCCUUGGAGGGCGCAGCCGCUCCCCCCAGAGGCGCUUCUCCCCUCCAAAAGGUGGGCAAGGCAGCCCCACCCCAGAGGCCCAAAGCCCAAGCUCCGGACCCCCCUCCGCCGAGCGUGCCGUCUCCCCGAGCCGCCCCGAGCAGCUGGUGGUGGACACCGUCGACCCAGAAGCCGUGCGGAUUGCACUCCGGGACUUCCUGCAGGAGCUGAGGGCGGCUCAGCGAGAGAGGGACGAAGCCCGGUCCCAGCUGGCUACCUGGAGCCACCAGCUGUCCGACCUGGAGGGGCAACGGGAUGCAGCCGUGACGCAAGCGCAGCAACUGCAGAAGCAGCUGGCUGAGUGCAGCGAAGGGAGGCGCACGGUGGACGGGAGGCUGAGCACUGUCCAGGCAGCCCUGAGCCGGCAAGAGGAGACCCUGCGCCGGAAUGAGUGGGAGCACAAGGCCUUGCUGGACAAGGUGGCGGUGCUGGAGCGGAACCUGCAGGCGGCUGACAGUGAGAGGAGAGCCACCCAGGAGAAGCUUGGCAAGAUGAAAGCGGGUGAGGCCAAGCUGGAGGCGGACAAGCAGCGCCUGAAGGCCGUCUUGGAUGCUGCAGAGGGUCGCUGCACCCAAGUGGAGCUGUCGAGACGCUCGCUGGAGGGGGAGCUACAGAGAUCCCGGCUGGGCCUCUCCGAUCGCCAGGUGGAGCUCCAGGGGCUGCGGGACCGUGUCGACGCUCUGCAGAGGGAGGUGGCCGAGGGGGAGAGGAGGGCGGGUGCCCAGCAGCUGUCCCUGGACCGCCUUAACCUGGUGCUGGCCAAGGCUGUGGAGACCGAGCGCUCCCUCCAGGAGAAGGUGCAGGCGCUCUCGGCCUCCCUGCUGGAGAGCAAGACCAACAGUGGCGCAGCCCAGGAGAAGGUGCUGGAGCUGCAGAAGGCGCUGGCGGCCAGCGAGCAUGAGCGGCGGGUGCUGCAGGAGCGGCUGGAGGUGGCCCGCCGGGCCCUCUCGGGAGCGAAGGAGGAGACAGGGCUGCUGAUGGAGGCCCUGCAGGCCCUGCGGGCGGAGCAGGCGGAGCUGCAGCUGCAGAAGGAGGAGCUUGGCGGCUGCCUGCAGCAGCAAGAGGAGCUGCUGUGCCGGCGCCAGGAGGGCGAGGCCGUUGCCCUGAAGGGCCUGCAGAAGGUGCAGGAAGACAAGCGGUCUCUUCAGGAGCGCCUCGGCAGCUUGCAGAAGGCCCUGGCGCAGAGGGAAGGCGAGAAGCGGGACGCCGAGCGCGCCUCCCUCCGGCUGGAGAAGGACAGGGCGGCCCUCAAAAAGACGCUGGACAAAGUGGAGCGAGAGAAGCUCAAGACUCACGAGGAGUCGGUGUGGCUGUCAGCCGAGAAGGGGCGGCUGGACCGCUCCCUCACCAGCGUGGAGCAGGAGUUGGCCGAGGCCUAUCAGCAAGUCCAGCUGUUGGAGGCGCGGGUGGUGGAGCUUGAGCAGUCCCCCGGGCGGAAGGCAGCGGAGGCUUCCCUCCAGGUGGAGCGGGACGGCCUGCGGGUCUUCCGGAUGCAGGCAGAUGCCCGGCAGCAUGCCCACCACCAGCAACAGCGGCAGGCGAAAGGCCUGGAGGAGCAGGUCCUGAUGCUGAAGGAGCAGCUCCACGAGGCGCAGGCGGGCCAGUCUCCACUCACUCCCUUGCCCCUCUUCCCCGGCAACUAGCCACCGCCUGCCUGCCUGCCUGUCCACCGGCUCCUUCUUCCAGCCCCGGAGGCGGCGCACAGGGCGACGUCUGUGUGUGUGUGUGUGUGUGGACUUGCCAGCCCUCCCUUC
Molecule: messenger RNA, 6255 nt
Organism: Gekko japonicus
Lineage: Eukaryota; Metazoa; Chordata; Lepidosauria; Squamata; Gekkonidae
Gene: CROCC
Product: ciliary rootlet coiled-coil, rootletin
Exons: 38
Coding region: 1-6144 (2047 amino acids)
Biological process (GO): centrosome cycle
Source: RefSeq, a predicted model, not a curated record